GUCUAAGAGAGAAAACAGCAGAGAUCGAAUCGGAGAAUCUAUGGCUUCUUCGUACAGAACCCAGUCCGCUAAGAGAUGGCUUCCUCUUGAAGCUAAUCCCGAUGUUAUGAACCAGUUUCUUUGGGGACUGGGUCUUCAAGAGGAUGACGCAGAAUGCUAUGACGUUUACGGUUUAGAUGGAGAACUCUUAGAAAUGGUUCCAAAGCCUGUACUUGCUGUGCUGUUUCUUUAUCCUUUAACCCCUAAGACUGAAGAGGAGAGAAUGAAACAGUUAGAUGAUAAACGGGAAACCAAAGGUAAUGUUUAUUUCAUGAAACAAACCGUGGGCAAUGCUUGUGGAACUAUUGGACUCCUUCAUGCUGUUGGAAACAUCACUUCAGAGAUCAAACUUGCUGAUGGGUCAUUCUUGGAUAGAUUUUUCAAAAGUACUGCAAACAUGGAUCCAUUGCAGCGUGCAGCAUUUCUUGAAAAUGACAAUGAAAUGGAAGUUGCCCAUUCAGUAGCAGCUACUGCUGGUGACACAGAGGCUUCAGAUGAUGUUGACACUCACUUUAUCUGCUAUGCAUGUGUGGAUGGGGAACUAUAUGAGCUUGAUGGGAGGAAGUCAGGGCCAAUCUCUCAUGGUCCAUCUUCACCAAACACUCUAUUGCAGGAUGCAGCUAAAGUCAUACAGGGCGUGAUCCAGAAAAAUCCCGAGUCCCUCAACUUCAACGUCAUUGCCAUUUCGAAGAAAUCAGGUGGAUUUUCUUAAGUUGGAGGCUCAAAAUGGUCGAAGGUUCGAUGUAGGUAUUUCAAACUGAGCAAUAUCUUAUCCUAGUUAAUGUUUGCUAGCUUCAUCUUUUAUCAUAAGCUGCCUGGAUUUAGUCCAUGGUAAACAAUCCUGAAUCACUGUAACCAUAUGGCAUUGAUCAGUGAGUAACCUUGUUUUGCUAAGCUGAAUGUUAAGUUAAAUUUUUCCUGGUCGAAAGCAAUGUGUGUUUGAUGGAGGGAUAGGAAU
Messenger RNA from Argentina anserina (silverweed cinquefoil), 997 nucleotides. RefSeq names its product ubiquitin carboxyl-terminal hydrolase 3. Gene Ontology annotation, cellular component: cytoplasm. The record is from RefSeq and is a predicted model, not a curated record. Gene Ontology annotation, molecular function: cysteine-type deubiquitinase activity. Lineage: Eukaryota; Viridiplantae; Streptophyta; Magnoliopsida; Rosales; Rosaceae. Gene Ontology annotation, biological process: protein deubiquitination; ubiquitin-dependent protein catabolic process. The transcript has 9 exons. Bases 41 to 751 code for a protein of 236 amino acids.